Cornus florida is the source of this 1305-nucleotide messenger RNA. RefSeq lists its product as uncharacterized. The transcript has 3 exons. The coding region runs from base 1 to 1305 and encodes 434 amino acids. The record is from RefSeq and is a predicted model, not a curated record. NCBI's taxonomy places the organism in Eukaryota, Viridiplantae, Streptophyta, Magnoliopsida, Cornales, Cornaceae.
AUGCGACGAGAGUUGUUUCUUCGCAUUUUGAACAGUGUUACAACAUACGAUGAAUGGUUCAUCCAGAAACCCGAUGCCCUCGGUCGUAUGGGGUUCACUCCUAUACAGAAGAUGACUGCUGCAAUCCGUAUACUCGCAUAUGGAAUUUCAACUGAUCUUUAUGACAAGUAUAUAAAGAUUUCUGAGCGCAUUGCGAUCGAAAGCUUGAAGAGGUUUUGUGAUGCUAUAAUUGUUGUGUAUGCGGAGCAGUACCUACGCUCACCAAAUGUAGAUGACAUUGCAUGUCUACUUCGAGAAAGGGAAGAGAGAAGUUUUCCAAGUAUGCUUGGCUCUAUAGAUUGUAUGCAUUGGGAAUGGAAGAACUGCCCCACAGCAUGGCAUGGCACGCACACGAGAAGAAGCCAUAAACCUACCCUCAUAUUGGAGGCCGUUGCAUUGAAAAAUCUGUGGAUCUGGCAUGCUUUCUUUGGUAUGGCUGGUUCAUACAAUGACUUGAAUGUUCUCGAUCAUUUCCCAGUAUUCAAAAGUAUGAUCAAUGGUUCAAUGCCUCCAAUUAAUUACGUGGUGAAUGGGCAUCGGCGUACAAUGGGGUAUUACCUAUCUAAUGGUAUAUAUCCUAAGUGGGCAACUUUGAUGCAGACCAUCCCGCACCCAACAACAGUCAAAGAAAAAUUAUUUGCUAACAAACAAGAAGCUGUUAGGAAGGAUGUAGAACGGGCGUUCGGCGUGUUGCAGAUGAGGUGGGCUAUAACGCAUCAACUGGUACUUUAUUGGAAUACAGAAGAUCUAAACAAGAUAAUGAGAACGUGCAUCAUAUUACACAAUAUGAUCAUUGAAGACGAGGGCGAACACAUUUUGCAAUGGACACCUCCAACAGAUGACCCAAUCUCCCUUCCAUAUUACGUUCGAAACCCAUCAAUGUUGGCGGCACACAUUUCCUCUCGCCUAAGUAGGAUUCGCAAUAGAUCAGACAAUGCCGAUCUUAGGAGAGAUCUUAUGGAACAUUUGUGGAAUCAAUUUGAUGUUUUUCGUCCAAGAGGUCGUAUAAUGCCAUGCGAACUUUCAACACUAAUUGCAGGUGAAUCAUCGUCGCCAAGGUUUACUGAACCUGGUGUUGACGGAGUAGAUGGAUUGGUUUGGACUGUUGACGAAAAUUACGUUGGGUUUCAAAUGGUUGGGAUUGAGAAGGUUGGGAUUGAGAUGGUUGGAACUGAGAUGAUUGGGAUUGAGAUGGUUGGUAUUGAUAAGGUUGUAAUUGGUAAUGAGGUUGGAAUUGGGGAUGUGGUACGGGUGGGUACUGAGUAG